Molecule: messenger RNA, 3456 nt
Organism: Macadamia integrifolia
Lineage: Eukaryota; Viridiplantae; Streptophyta; Magnoliopsida; Proteales; Proteaceae
Product: probable leucine-rich repeat receptor-like protein kinase At1g35710
Exons: 4
Coding region: 1-3456 (1151 amino acids)
Biological process (GO): protein phosphorylation; hormone-mediated signaling pathway
Cellular component (GO): plasma membrane
Molecular function (GO): ATP binding; protein binding; protein kinase activity
Source: RefSeq, a predicted model, not a curated record
AUGUCUCCAAGUCAGAAACAUUCUAUUCUUCUUCUCCAACUUCUUUUUCUCCUCUUCCUUUCAAUGAAGAUAGCAUCAUCAGCAAGAACAGAGGCCAAAGCUCUGCUCAAAUGGAAGUGGAAGAACAACUUAUGUUCUUCUUCUCUUGAUUCAUGGUCCUCCACCACCAUCACCAAUUGCUGUAACUGGACCGGCAUUGUCUGCAAUGGUGCCGGAAGUGUUUCUGAGAUAAACCUCUCAAACUCAAAUCUCACCGGGACACUUGACCAGCUCAACUUCCCAUCACUACCAAAUCUGACCCUCUUGGAUCUCAGCUCCAACAAUCCCCAGGGUUCGAUUCCCUUCCGCAUUGGUAAUAUAUCCAAGCUCAUUGUAUUGAACCUUGGAAACAAUAGUUUCAGCGAUUUCAUCCCCUCGGAGAUAGGGCAGUUGUCGGCGCUACAUGUUCUUGACCUCAGCGGCAACAAUUUGGUCGGUCCAAUUCCUUAUCAGCUCAGCGAUCUUCAAAAUGUUAGGCACUUGAAUCUUGGAUCCAAUUACUUGGAAUCCCCUGUUUCAUCUAAGUUCAUUGGAAUUCCUCAUUUGACAUACCUAAGCUUAUUUCUCAAUUCACUUACAGAAUUCCCUUCUUUCAUUCUCCGCUGCGAAAAUCUGAUUUACCUUGAUCUCUCACUGAACAACCUGACGGGUCCUUUACCAAUCUCACUCGUAACCAGUUUACCCAAGAUUCAAUACCUCAAUCUUACUGAGAAUUUCUUAGAAGGAUCAUUACCUGCAAACCUGUCCAAGCUCACCAGUCUCAAAGAUCUACUUCUAGGGGUCAACAGAUUCGUCGGAGGUAUACCUGCUGAGAUUGGUUUGUUUCACAGUCUUCGUGUUCUCACAUUAAACAAUAAUUCACUGGGAGGACAUAUUCCUGCUUCUCUAGGCCAACUCAGUAUGCUUCAUUUACUUGAUCUCCAUGCUUCUGGACUGGAUUCUACUAUUCCUCCUGAGCUUGGCAAUUGCACUAACCUCUCCUUCCUAGACCUUUCAAUAAAUUCACUCACUGGGGUCUUACCUUCUUCCCUGUCAAAUUUGAAAAAGAUAUCUGCUUUAGGUAUGUCUAGUAACUUGCUUUCAGGAGAGAUUUCACCUUUCUUCAUUUACAGUUGGACUCAAUUAAUCUCCUUGCAACUUCAAAACAAUUCCUUCACUGGAAAGAUUCCUCCAGAGAUUGGCAGGUUGCAACAGCUCAAAUACCUCUUCCUCUUCAUUAAUCAGCUAACAGGGUCCAUCCCACCUGAGCUAGGAAACCUCAAAGGUUUAUUGGAGUUAGACCUCUCAAUGAAUGCAUUCACAGGUCCAAUACCUCCCACAUUGUGGAACCUAAAACAGCUUCAACUUCUAAAUCUUUUUUACAACAAUCUAACUGGUACAAUUCCACCGGAAAUUAGGAACCUGACAUCUCUAGUGGUGCUUGAUCUCAAUGACAAUCAACUGCAAGGGGAGUUGCCAAACACCAUAUCUCACCUUGAGAAUCUUCAGAUACUUUCCUUGUUUAACAACCAUUUCUCUGGUAUCAUCCCAAGGGAUUUGGGAAGUAGAAGUUCCUCUUUGGCUAAUUUUGGCAUUUCUAACAACAGCUUUUCUGGUGAGCUACCUCCAAGGUUAUGUAGUGGCUUCUCCCUUGAAAAAUUGACAGUUCAGUAUAACAAUUUUACUGGGCCACUGCCAGAUUGCUUACAGAAUUGUUCAGAACUAAUCAGAGUUCGUUUAGAAGGGAACAGAUUCACCGGGGACAUAUCAAAGGCAUUUGGAGUACACCCAAAUCUUGUUUACAUCAAUAUCAGUUGGAAUCAAUUCUCAGCUGAGAUUGGGAGUCUGAACCAAUUGCAUGACCUAAGCCUGUCUUCAAAUGAAUUGACUGGAGAUAUUCCAUCUGAAUUGGGGAAUUUAGAUUUGUUAUUCAAUCUCAACCUGAGCAACAAUCACUUAACAGGGAUGAUCCCCUACAAAAUUGGGAGUUUGAAUAAACUCCAACAUUUGGACUUCUCAGGAAAUGCAUUAACAGGCAAUAUUCCUGGGGUACUUGGAAUUUGCAUCAACCUAGUGAUGUUGAACUUAAGCAACAACAAGUUAUCUGGUGAAAUACCACUUGAGUUGGGCUAUUUAGUUGCAUUGCAGUCAUUCCUAGAUCUUAGCACAAAUUCACUAUCAGGAGGAAUCCCUCCAGACCUUGGGAAUCUGAACUCAUUGGAGAAUCUCAAUCUUUCCCAUAACAACCUCUCAGGCAGAAUUCCAACAGAAUUAUCCAGAAUGUCAAGUCUACCAUAUAUUGACCUUUCCUUCAACAAGUUGAGCGGCGAGGUACCAACCGGAGGCAUUUUCCAACAAGCACCUGAAGCGGCCUUCAUCGGAAAUGCAGGCUUAUGUGGAAAAGCAGAUGGGUUGCCACCUUGUAAUUCCAAUGUCAUCAGAAAAUCCAGAAAGUAUGGUAUAAAUGUACUUAUAGCUGCCAUUAUUCCUGUUUUUACCAUUUUUUUUUUAGGAACCAUCAUUACUGGACUCCUGAUCAUAAGAAGGAAACUAGAACAACCAUCUGAAGAUAUGGAAAGUUGCAAAGAGGAUGAGACACCUCUCACAUUGAUUUGGGAAAAUGAUGGGAGAUUCAAAUUCACUGAUGUUGUCCAUUGUACUGAGAUCGAUGAGAAGUAUUGCAUUGGGAAAGGAGGGUUUGGGAGUGUUUACAAAGCAGUGUUGCCAACAGGUCAGAUUGUCACCAUUAAACGACUAAAAUUUCCAGAUUCAGGUGAUAUCCCAGACACAAAUCGACAAAGUUUUGUGAAUGAAAUCCGCAACUUAAGAGAUGUAAGACACCGAAAUAUAAUUAAACUGAAUGGAUUUUGUUCAAUGGAGGGUUGCUUGUGUUUGGUGUAUGAUUAUGUAGAGAGGGGCAGUCUGGGAAAGAUUUUGUAUGGGAAGGAAGGUGUGGAGGAGCUGGACUGGUUGAAGAGAAUGAAGAUUAUCCAAGGGGUGGCCCAUGCAAUUGCUUAUUUGCACCAUGACUGUGUUCUGGCAAUGGUUCACCGGGAUAUAACUGUUAAUAAUAUUUUGCUUGGGUCAGGGUUUGAACCUCGGCUUUCUGACUUUGGAACAGCAAAGUUAGUGAGAUCUGAUUCAUCCAACUGGACGGACAUUGUAGGAUCUUACGGUUACAUGGCUCCAGAGGUUGCAUUGACAAUGAGGGUCACAGAAAAAUGUGACACUUAUAGCUUUGGGGUGUUGAUGGAUUUGUUGGACCAAAGGCUUCCUCCUCCCACAGGUCAAUUGGCAGAAGAUCUGGUUUUUAUAGUUAGAAUGGCCCUAUCAUGCAAAAGUGUUGAUCCUGAGUCACGACCUACCAUGUGUUUCAUGGCAAAAGAGCUAUCUAUUCACACUCAGGCAUAUCUGGACUAUUUAACAGAAUCACCCUGA